AUGGCGUGCAAAAUUAUCACAUUGCUGCUGUUUCUAGCUGGAAUACUUUAUACACCGUUCGUCUAUGCAAGCCAAGAUUAUGAGUAUAUAGUUGUAGGCUCCGGUCCGGGUGGUGGACCCUUAGCUGCCAGACUGGCACUGGCAGGACGAAAGGUACUGCUUAUCGAAGCCGGUGAUGACCAGGGUGACACGUACUAUGAGCAAGUACCAGCUUACAACUAUGCGUCAUCCGAGUUUCCUGAUAUGCAGUGGAACUAUUACGUGGACCAUUGGGAAAACAAGACACAGCAACUGCAGGAUAAGAAGUUUGUAUGGAAGACUCCGGAUGGUACCCCUUGGGUGGGACCCGAUCCUCCAGCAGGAUCUUCUAAGCUAGGCAUUUGGUAUCCAAGAGCCGGUACACUGGGCGGCUGUGGACAGCACAAUGCCUUGAUUUCGAUCUAUCCCUUCAACAGCGACUGGGAUUACGUUGCUUCGAUCACAAGAGAUCCUUCAUGGCGGUCGGAUAACAUGAGAAAAUACUUUGAGAAGCUGGAAAAUAUCCAUUAUAAUCCCCCAUCGCUUAAGGGGCAUGGAACACAGGGGUGGUUUGGGACGACCCUCCCCAGCCUUCCCAUGAUCGCUGGAGACAUCCAAUUGCUCAGUCUAAUUACUUCAGCUGCCAACGCCUUCGGUGCCGGGUUGAAGAAGGUGAUAUCCACCGUUCAGCAACUUGAAGCUGUUAUUAAUCCAGAUAUCAACGCCGAUGAUCCCGGGAGAGACCAACGCCAGGCUCUAUACGAAUAUCCGAACGCCGUCACAAAUGCCAAGCGCAAUGGCCCGAGGGACUUUGUUCUUAGUGUAGCCAACGCUGCUUAUCCUAACGGUACGAAGAUGUAUCAAUUGGACAUACGGUUAAACACUUUGGUCACAAAAGUGCGAUUCAGCAAGGGUAAAGGCCGUAAACCAAAAGCUGUUGGCGUGGAUUUCUUAGACGGCAAGAGCCUUUAUUCAGCUGAUCCACGAUGGAGUUCAAGCAAUGCCGGCACCCCUGGCAGUGUUAAUGCGUCGAAAGAAGUUAUCAUCUCGGCUGGGACCUUUAACACGCCUCAGAUCUUGAAGCUCAGUGGUAUUGGGCCGAAGAAAGAGCUUGCUGCUCUGGGCAUUCCCCUGUUAGCUGAUUUGCCUGGCGUCGGUACCAAUCUUCAAGAUCGAUACGAAGUUGGAGUCAUUGGAGAAACGACCCAAGAUUUCGCAAUCUGGAAUAGAUGUACUUUUGGAAAUGGCAACGACCCAUGCUUCGAGCAGUGGUUGACGGGAAAUGGGACGAACAAUGGACCGUAUGCGAACAAUGGAUUGGCAAUUACCAUGACCAAGAAAUCUAGGUCUGCGAACUCCACCGACUCGGUAGAUCUUAUGAUUGGCGGCGCUCCCCUUCCGUUCAAAGGCUACUAUCCCACAUACUCUUCGGAGGCAGUAAAGACAAAGAAGCAAUUUACCUGGGUAAUCUUGAAGGGUCAUACAAGAAACCGGGCAGGGACCAUAACACUCCGCAGCAAGAACCCGCAAGAUACUCCUGUUAUCAAGUUUCGCUACUUCGACGAAGGAACAACUACCAACGGAGCGGAUAAGCUAGAUCUUGAUGCCAUGGUCGAAGGCGUGCUGUUUUCACGGGCCAUGUUCAAGAACACUUCCGCGGUGAAUGGAAAUGGUGGAUUCAAAGAAAUCUGGCCCGGGCCAAAUGUAACUUCGAGAAAUCAGAUAAAGGAAUGGGUGAGAAACGAGGCUUGGGGUCAUCAUGCGUCUUGCUCUUGUCCCAUUGGCGCCGAUGGGGACCCAAUGGCGGUAUUGGAUUCGAAGUUUCGCGUUCGAGGAGUCGAUGGACUGCGUGUGGUGGAUGCAUCGGCUUUUCCAAAGAUUCCUGGUCUAUUUAUAGUUGUGUCCGUGUACAUGAUUAGCGAGAAGGCUGCUGAUGUUAUUCUAUCGGCUGGUGGUUACUAG
Pochonia chlamydosporia 170 is the source of this 1980-nucleotide messenger RNA. Its product is annotated as GMC oxidoreductase. The transcript is spliced from 4 exons. NCBI's taxonomy places the organism in Eukaryota, Fungi, Ascomycota, Sordariomycetes, Hypocreales, Clavicipitaceae. The record is from RefSeq and is a predicted model, not a curated record. The coding region runs from base 1 to 1980 and encodes 659 amino acids. Gene Ontology annotation, molecular function: oxidoreductase activity, acting on CH-OH group of donors; flavin adenine dinucleotide binding.